GUGUUCUGGUUGAACUGUUGGGGAGAGAAUCACCCGUGAUUUGCUCUGCAGCAGCAUUUCAUCUCAGAUCACUUUGACACUUUGGCGUUCCCCAAGAGCAGUCUGCCACAAUGAGGUUUCUAAUCUCAUUGUGUGCAUCACAACUCCUGUUGAUUAACGUUGCUUUCAGCAGCAAUGAUCCUUGUUACAACUAUGAAUCUCUGGAUCAUACCUGGAGAGCCACAGAUGAAGCUGGAUUUUACGUUUGUGAUGAAUAUUUUGACUGGAACGGCUGGUACCGACUUUUCUACAAUGGAAUGGACAUCCGAAUGCCAGAACGCUGUGUGAACGCAGGCAACUGUAACACAGAUCACAGUCUGUGGCUCAAUGGAUCUCACCCUCAGAUAGAGGAUGGAGAGGUCAUCAUGGAGGUCUGUGCUAGCACAUUGUAUGACUGCUGCUAUUUCGAAUCUACACCAAUCAGAGUCAAAGCUUGCCCAGGCGAUUACUAUGUCUAUGAACUUGUGAAUCCACAGUAUGGGUGCUCAGGAUACUGCACAGAUAUCAGCACAAUAUCCCAGACAAGUUCCACUUCAACUCCAUCUACGUUUAGUGGAUCCAGCCUUUCCAUGUCUGCCAUCGACACAGAUUAUGACCCAUGCCACAACUACAACAUUCUUGAUGAAUACUGGAGAAGCACACUCAAUUACUGGUAUCAAUAUGGAUACAUGUCUGGAAAUGAUGACACACUAGUUGAAUGGCAUGGCUGGUAUCGACUCUUCAUUAAUGGAUCGAGUGCUCAGAUGCCUGAGUGGUGUUUCAGUUAUAUGUCAUGUGGAGGUUAUAGUUCUCUGUGGCUUGGUGACCCUCAUCCUGAGAUAGAAGAGGGAGUCGUUACUCGUGAAGUCUAUGGCUCUGUUAAUGACCAGUGCAGUUACUACAUAUCUGACCCCAUCCAAGUCAAAGCUUGUCCUGGAAAUUACUAUGUCUACAAGCUUGAAAGUCCAAAGCCAUCGAUCCCAGUGCCUGUAUAUUGUGCAGUUCCAUUCAGCACUCCAAAUACUGAUCCCUGCUAUGACUACACCAGUCUGGACGACCCUUGGCGAGCCACUGACAAUUAUUACAACAAUUACGUGUGUGAUUAUAAUGUCAACUGGAACGGCUGGUACAGGCUCUUCUACUAUGGUCAGAGUGUCCAGAUGCCAGAUUCAUGUGUUGGUUCUGGCAUGUGUGGCACAGACAAACCACUUUGGCUCAACGGCCCUCACCCACAGCUGGAAGAUGGAGUGGUCACUCGGCAAGUGUGCGGUUCCACAUGGAAUGACUGCUGUGAUUACAAAUCUCAUCCCAUACGAGUCAAAGCUUGUACAGGAAACUAUUAUGUGUAUGAGUUUGUCAGGCCACUAUUGUGUUCAUCUUACUGUGCAGAUGUCUCAAGCCUCAGCAGCCCAACAUCUACAACAUCACCUACAGCAACAGUGGCAGUCAUACCCCCAGAAUCCAUUACUCCGCCUGUCACAGACACAGCCCUCCACUUUGACCCCUGCUAUAGCUACACUGUGCUGGACGAUCCUUGGAGAGCCACAGACAAUCGAUAUACCUUCAAUUUAAUGUGUGACGCUUAUGUCAGCUGGGUGGGCUGGUAUCGUCUCUUCAUUCAUGGCCAGAGCGUUCAGAUGCCAGACACAUGUGUUGAUCGGCUAAGCUGUGGCACUCAUGCUCCACUUUGGCUAAACGGUCCACAUCCACGAAUUGAGGAUGGAGUGGUGACUCGAGAUGUCUGCGGUCACUGGUGGAAUAACUGCUGUGGUUUCCAGUCAAAUCCAAUUAGAGUGAAAGCCUGCCCAGACAAUUACUACGUCUAUGAGUUUGUUAGCCCAAGUUUCUGCUAUGGGACCUACUGUGCAGAUGUUAGCAACAAUAGCAUCAGCAUUCCUACUUUCACUCCAGAGACAACUUUGGCUGAGGCUUUCCGCAUUGACCCCUGCUACAACUACACAGCCCUGGAUGAUCCUUGGAGAGCCACAGACAAUCACAAUUCAUACAAUUGUGAUGCUAGUGUUAAUUGGGAUGGCUGGUAUCGUCUCUUCAUUGCAGGCCAAGAUGCUCAGAUGCCAGAAACAUGUGUUAAUCAGUUUAGCUGUGGCACUGUUGCCCCACUGUGGCUAAAUGGUCAGCAUCCACGAGUCGAGGAUGGAGUGGUCACCCGUCAUGUCUGUGGCCACUGGAACGAUGACUGCUGCAAUUAUGUGUUUAAUCCUAUGAAAGUGAAAGCCUGCCCAGGAAAUUAUUAUGUGUAUGAGUUCAUGAACCCAGUGUUCUGCAAUGUGGCAUACUGCUCAGAAGUGACGAAUAUCAGAUAUACAGAUGUAACGCCACACACCACCCCAACUGGUAAUUUAAUUUCCUACACAUCCAACCCCAUCCAAGUCAAAGCUUGUCCUGGAAAUGUCUAUGUCUACAGACUUUUAAGGCCAAAACCAUCAAUCCCACUGCCUGUAUAUUGUGCAGUUUUAUUUAACACUCCAAAUACUGAUCCCUGCUAUGACUACACCAGUCUGGACGACCCCUGGAGAGCCACUGACAAUUAUUACAACAAUUACAUGUGUGAUUAUAAUGUCAACUGGAACGGCUGGUACAGGCUCUUCUACUAUGGUCAGAGUGUCCAGAUGCCUGAGUCAAGUGUUGGUUCUGACAUGUGUGGUACUCCUCACCCACUGUGGCUCAACGGCCCUCACCCAGAGCUAGAAGAUGGAAUGGUCACACGACAAGUCUGUGGUUCCACUUGGAAUGACGUCUGUGGUUAUAAAUCUCAUCCAAUACAAGUCAAAGCGUGUCCAGGAAACUAUUAUGUGUAUGAGUUUGUCAGGCCAACAUUCUGUGCAUCUUACUGUGCAGAUGUUACCAACCUUGCAUCUACAACAACAUCUGAAACAACAGUGACAAUUCCACCCACAGAAUUCAGUACUUUGUCUGUUACAACCCCAGCAGAAACUAUUCCUUUUGACCCCUGCUAUAACUACACUGUGCUUGAUGAUUCUUGGCGAUCCACUAGCAAUCAGCAUUCCUCCUUCAUAAUGUGUGAUGCUCAUGUCAACUGGAAUGGCUGGUAUCGUCUCUUCAUUGGUGGCCAGAGUGGUCAGAUGCCAGACACGUGUGUUGAUCAGUAUAGAUGUAGCACUCACGCCCCACUGUGGCUAAAUGGUCAACAUCCACAAGUCGAGGAUGGAGUGGUCACCCGAAAUAUCUGUGGUCACUGGGGCAAUGACUGCUGCUAUUUCCAAUCCAAUCCCAUUAAAGUGAAAGCCUGCCCAGGAAAUUACUACGUCUAUGAGUUUGUUCAACCAAAUUUCUGCUCUGGGACCUACUGUGCAGCCCCAACUCCCAGCUCUGACCCAUGCUCUGGUUACAAUGUUCUUGAUGAUGGCUGGAGAGACUUGCGCACAAACUUCUACCAAUCUUAUUACAAUGAUGACAGAUUUGUUGAAUGGAAUGGCUGGUAUCGGCUGUAUUUGAAUGGAGAGAGUGCUCAGCUCUCUGAGUGGUGUACGAGUUUCACAGGAUGUGGUGGUGAAGUUGGACUUUAUCUCAAUGGCUCUCAUCCAAAACCUGAGGAUGGGGUGGUGACCCGUGAAGUCUUGGGGUCGUCGUCUUGGGCGUGGUGGUGGUGGUGGUGGAGCGCCCACCAUUGUGGCUAUUAUAAAUCCACCUCCAUUGAAAUCAAAGCCUGUCCAGGAGAUUACUACGUCUAUAAACUCGUCAAACCUAACAUGUCAAUCCCUAUGCCUACGUACUGCGCAGUUGCUUUCAAUAACAUCAGUAAUGAUCCUUGUUACAACUAUGAAAAUCUGGAUCGUCCCUGGCGAGCCACAAAUGAAACUGGACUUUACAUUUGUGAUGAAAAUUUCUCCUGGAACGGCUGGUACCGACUUUUUUACAAUGGAAUGGACAUUCGAAUGCAAGAGAGCUGUGUUGCUGAUGGCAGCUGUAACACAUAUAGCAGUCUGUGGCUCAAUGGUCCUCACCCUCAGAUUGAGGAUGGAGUGGUGACAAUGGAGGUCUGUGGAGGCAGAUAUUACAGCUGCUGUAAUUUUAAAUCAACACCCAUCAGAGUCAAAGCCUGCCCAGGCGAUUACUAUGUCUAUGAACUUGUAAAGCCACAUUCAUUUUAUUGUUCAGGAUACUGCACAGAUGCCAGCACUAUAUCAACAACUUUUUCCUCUACAAGUCCAGCUACAUUUAUGGGGUCCAGCAUGACUGCUAUCAACACAGAUUUUGAUCCGUGCUAUGACUACAACAUUCUUGACAACUCGUGGAGAAGCACACUCAAUCUCUGGUAUCAAUAUGCACAUGAUGACACUCUAGUUGAAUGGCAUGGCUGGUAUCGACUCUUCAUUGAUGGAUCGAGUGCUCAGAUGCCUGAGUGGUGUUUCAGUUACAUGUUAUGUGGAGGUUAUAGUUCUCUGUGGCUUGGUGGCCCUCAUCCUGAGAUAGAAGAUGGAGUUAUUACUCGUGAAGUCUACGGCUCUGUUAAUGACCAGUGCAGUUACUACAGAUCAGACCCCAUUCAAGUCAAAGCUUGUCCUGGAAAUUAUUAUGUCUACAAAAUUAAAAGGCCAAAUGUAUUGAUCCCAGCCCCUACAUAUUGUGCAGUUGCUUUCACCACUCCAAGUGCUGACCCUUGCUACAAUUAUAACAGUCUAGAUGAACCCCAGAGAGCCACCAUCAGCCCACACUACGAUAAAUAUUAUCACUAUGGAAUAUGUGAUUAUAAUUACAACUGGAAUGGCUGGUACAGGUUGUUCUACAAUGGUCAGAGUGUCCAGAUGCCAGAUUCAUGUGUUGGUUCUGGCAUGUGUGGCACUCCUUCCCCACUGUGGCUCAACGGCCCUCACCCACAGCUAGAAGAUGGAGUGGUCACUCGGCAAGUGUGCGGUUCCACAUGGAAUGACUGCUGUGGUCACAAAUCUCAUCCCAUACAAGUCAAAGCUUGUCCAGGAAACUAUUAUGUGUAUGAGUUUGUCAGGCCAACAUUCUGCUCUGCAUAUUGUGCAGAAGUUAAUGUCCCACAUACAACAACAAGAUCAAAUAUUUCCUCAGGACCAUUUUAUCCAUUUGGAGCUGGCGACACAGAGAAUGAUCGUUCUGAUGAUGGGAUUUCACCAGUGAUUUCCCUUCUGCAACCCUUUAGAUUUUUUGGAGAGACAUAUAACCAAUUGUAUAUCAACAACAAUGGAUACUUGACUUUUGAUUGGCCAUGGUACAGUUACUUUCCAUACCAGUUCCCAGGUUAUGGUGGAGAAGACCUCAUCGCUCCAUUCUGGACAGAUAUUGAUAACCGGGGCAAUGGAUUUAUUUCAUAUCGUCAGUACUCCUCUGGCAGUGUUCUUACAGAGGCCACACAAGACAUUAACCAAUACUUCACUGAUUUGAGUUUUUCUGCUACUUGGGUCUUUGUUGCAACAUGGGACAGAGUUGCAUACUAUCCAUAUUCAGGAACCGAAACAUCUUUCCAGGUGGUGUUGAUUUCAGAUGGGCAUUUCUCAUUUGUUUUGUUUAAUUAUGGAACAAUUGCUCCAACUCAACGAUAUGUACAGGCUGGUUAUGACACCAUCAGCUCUACAUACCACUUUUCAAUUACUGGAUCACUACAGUAUAACAUCACAAGCUUAACAUACAGCAGCAAUGUCAAUGUGCCAGGCAGAUGGGUCUUCAGAACAGAUCAUGGAUCACAGGGUUGUCAGUUUUAUGGUGUUCCAGUGCAGCUUGAAGACUCUUUCUGGAGUGAUGCCACCUGCCAGCAGAGAUGCACCUGCACCAGCAGUGGCCUCCAGUGUAGCCACGAGCCCUGCAGUUACUCCCAAGCCUGCCGUCCAGCAGCCUUCCAAUACUCUUGCCAGAACAUUCAACGGCAAACCUGUACCAUCUCUGGUGAUCCUCACUACUACACCUUUGACUAUCAGGUUUUUCACUUUCAAGGGACCUGCACUUAUGUUCUAUCUGAGGCUUGUGGCAAUGGUUUGCCAUAUUAUCGCAUUGAGGGCAAAAAUGAGCAUCGGGGCAGCACGCAUGUGUCAUGGACACGGAUGGUCAGAGUUUUUGUCUAUGAUGAAGUAAUUGAACUGGUCAAGGAUCACUAUUAUGAAGCGAGGGUUAAUGGAAGCUUUGCAGCAACGCCAUUCACCCUCCGCAAUGGCUCCAUCCAGGUCUAUCGGUCAGGUUUUUCCUUGGCCAUCAGCACAGACUUUGGUCUUCUUGUUACAUAUGAUGCAUACAGCUACGUCAGCAUCUCUGUACCAUAUGACUAUUUUAAUUCAACCUGUGGUCUGUGUGGAAACUUUAACCUGCACCCUGAAGAUGACUUUUGUUCACCCAGUGGUGAGAUCUUGAGCUCAGAUGUGGACUUUGCUAACAGCUGGAAGGUACAAAGUGACACAGAUCCUGAAUGCCAUAAUGUCAGGUGCACAGGUCUGGCUUGUGCUGUUUGUACCACAGAUGAAAUGACUUUGUACAGUGACAGCAACCACUGUGGAAUCCUAGAAGAUGUUGUCGGCCCUUUUGCUGAUUGCCACCCUAUGCAUGCGCCACAGACGUACAUAGAGAACUGUGUGUAUGAUCUUUGCUUGGGAGGAGGGUACCAGCCCAUUCUAUGCCAGGCUCUCAAUGUGUAUGCUACUCAGUGCCAACAGCAGGGUGUACAACUUGGUCAGUGGAGACAGCAGGGCUUCUGUGAAAUUCAAUGCCCUGUACACAGUCAUUUUGAGCCUCAAGGAACAGGUUGUCCUGCAACUUGCAGUAAUCCAUCUGCCCCAAUGAACUGUCCCUUGCCCAGUCAGGAAAGCUGUAUCUGUGAUCCUGGUUACAUCCUGAGUGCUGGAGAGUGUGUGCCUGAAGCAAACUGUGGCUGCAUCUUUGAGGGCUUCUAUUACGCUGAAGGACAGUCAGUGGUGUUGGAUGGGGACUGUGGGAGACAGUGUGUGUGCAGCAGCAUGUCGAUGACCUGCCAUCAGCACCAGUGUGGUCCAGCAGAGGUGUGUGGAGUCCAUGAGGGUGUGAGAGGCUGCAGACCCACCGGUUAUGCUACCUGCUCGGUUGAAGACCUCGGGUCAUAUCACACCUUCGAUGGACAAAGUUUCAGAUACUCCGGAGCAUGCGGACUGACCCUUACUAGGGUGAUGGGGCCAUCCUUACUACCACACUUUGUGUUGACGGUGGAAAAAGUACCCAGAGGCCUUCAAGACUUUUCCAGGGUUCUGAAGUUUGAAGCAGAAGGAAUUCAGGUCACCAUCGAAAUGGGAGAGGGCAGCAAUGUAAAGGUGGAUGGACAGAUGGUCGGUCUGCCUAUCAGUGUUGGCUCUGGUCAAAUCCGCAUUUAUCACAGCAGUGUGAGAGGUUUUGUUUUGGAAACAAACUUUGGGGUGACUGUAAGAGCUGACUGGCCACACAUUGUCCGAAUUACGGCACCAAGCACAUAUAGUGGCACACUUGGAGGUCUGUGUGGGAACUUGAAUGGGGACAUUGCCGAUGAGUUUUAUACUCCAGAUGCUGUCCUGUUAAAUGACACUCAGCUGUUUGCGGACAGCUGGCGUGAUGGUUCCCUAUCAGCUCACUGUGAGGACCCAAAUGACAGCUGGGAAACAGGACAUUAUCAGAACAGCAGCCAGUUCAUUGAACAUUGUAGUAUCAUGGCCAAGCAUGAUGGACCAUUUGUUGAGUGCAGCAGAGCAAUAGAUCCUCAGCAACGGAUUGCAGAUUGCGUUCAGCUGCUGGAACAGACACAAGGUGCCAGAGAGGCUCUAUGUGAGGCUCUGCGAGGUUACACUCUACUUUGCCAACAGAAUGGCAUUGCAGUAGAAGAGUGGAGGAUUGCCACCCACUGUGAUCCCAGCUGUCCAGCAAAUUCCCAUUAUGUUGUAUGUGGCACAUCCUGUCCUGCAUCCUGCCCCAGCCUCUCCUUUCCAUUUCAGUGCGCAUUGCAGUGCCAGGAGGGAUGCCAGUGUAAUGACGGAAAUGUGUUGAAUGGAGAUCGUUGUGUGCCUCCCGUGGGUUGUGGUUGCUACCACUCUGGGCGUUAUCGGCAGGCUGGAGAGACGUUCUGGCAUGGUGAAGAGUGCCAGUUCUUGUGUGUUUGUGAUGGAAUCACUGGAAAUGUUCAUUGCACACCAUCUUCUUGCAGUGAGGUGGAGGUCUGCCAUGUGUUGGAUGGCGAGUACGGCUGCCAUCCUCGGCCGCACGCUCGUUGCUCUGCUUCAGGAGACCCCCACUACAUGUCUUUUGAUAAAUCCUACUUUGACUUCCAGGGCACAUGCCGCUAUGUGCUAGCCACAGUAUGUAAUGACACUACUGGGCUUCCGCACUUCCAGGUGGAUGCAAGGAACGAGGCAUGGCAUGGACUCCCAGUGUCAAUUACUGUUGAAAUUUUUGUCAAUGUCUCUGGGCAUCUUGUGCACAUGUCACUGGACAUGAACCGUCAGUUUACUGUUGAGGUUGAUGGAGAGACCAGAAAUCUCCCCAUCCUGCUUGACUCUGGACGGGUGUCUGUGUACUCCAGCGCACAGUACAUAUUUGUAUCAACUGACUUUGGUUUGAGCGUUGGUUAUAGUGGCUCCUGGGCGGUGGACAUCAUCGUACCAGCGGACUACGGUGGUGUUACGUGUGGCAUCUGUGGAAACUUCAACGGCCAGAGUAAUGAUGACUUCAUGACUCCUUCAGGUGCUCUGGUGCGCUCAGCAGACCAGUUUGGAGCAAGUUGGAAGGUUGAGGACGAGCUGCCAUGCAAUGAUGGGUGUGGAAACCAUUGCCCUUUGUGCCAGGAUCAGACAACCUCCCGUUCCCUGUGUGACAUCAUCAGGUCCAGAGAGGGCCCCUUUAGUUUCUGCCAUGUUUAUGUCGAUCCUCAAGCCUACUUUGAUGACUGUGUGUUCGAUGUUUGCCUUUCUGGAAACCAUAAUGAUGUCCUGUGUCGCUCGAUCCAAACCUAUGCGAGUGCCUGUCAAUCUAACAAUGCCGUUAUCUACCCCUGGAGAGAAAGCGCAUCCUGUGUCAUAACCUGCCCAGAGAACAGCCACUAUGAGUUGUGUGGCACAGACUGUGGUCAUACUUGUGCCAGCAACAUUGAUGCUAGUUGUGAACACACAUGCUCAGAGGGAUGUUUCUGUGAUGAUGGGUUGGUGAGGAGUGGAGGACUCUGUGUCCCAGUGGAGCAAUGUGGCUGCUUGCUUAACGGAUUCUACUUUAAUGUUGGCAAUCAAUUCUGGAAUGAAGAAUGUUCCCAACUCUGUGAAUGUUUUGCUCCAAAUGAUUUGCGCUGCUCUGAUUCAUCAUGCCCAUCGACGAUGGAGUGUACAGUCAGAAAUGGACUACGUGGCUGCUAUGAUGAGAGCCCCACAUACAUCAGCACCACCAGAUCAAGCCUUCCCUCAGAGGAGAGCACCAUUAACAUGACCACCACCGGACCAAUCCCCCCAGCUGUGUUUUAUCCAUUUGGAGCUGGAGACAUAGUGAAUGAUCGUUCUGAUGAUGGGAGUUCAUCUGUGAUCUAUUUUCUGCACCAUUUCAUAUUUUUUGGACAGACAUAUAGUCAAAUAUAUGUCAACAACAAUGGACACUUGACUUUUAAUGGACCAUUUCACAGCUACACUCCAUACCAGUUCCCAGGUUAUGGUGAAAUAGACCUCAUCGCUCCAUUCUGGAUAGAUAUUGAUAACCGGGGCAAUGGUGUUAUUUCAUAUCGUCAGUACACGUCUGGCAGUGUUCUUACAGAGGCCACACAAGACAUUAACCAAUACUUUCCUGAACUGAGCUUCUCUGCUACUUGGGUCUUUGUAGCAACAUGGGACAGAGUUGCAUAUUUCCCUCUCUCAGGAACAGAAACAUCUUUCCAAGUGGUUUUGAUUUCAGAUGGCCAUUACACAUUUGUUUUGAUGAAUUAUGGAACAAUUGCUCCAAAAGUUUAUGUACAGGCUGGUUAUGACACCAUCAACUCCAGAUACCAUUUCUCAAUUCCUGGAUCAUUCUCAAAUAACAUCACAAACUUGACAUACAGCAGCAAUGUCAAUGUGCCAGGCAGAUGGGCUUUCAGAACAGAUCAUGGAUCACGGGGUUGUCAGUUUAAUGGUAUCCCAGUGCAGCUUGAAGACUCUUUCUGGAGUGAUGCCACCUGCCAGCAGAGAUGCACCUGCACCAGCAGUGGCCUCCAGUGUAGCCACGAGCCCUGCAGUUACUCCCAAGCCUGCCGUCCAGCAGCCUUCCAAUACUCUUGCCAGAACAUUCAACGGCAAACCUGUACCAUCUCUGGUGAUCCUCACUACUACACCUUUGACUAUCAGGUUUUUCACUUUCAAGGAACCUGCACUUAUGUUCUCUCUGAGGCCUGUGGCAGCAGUUUGCCAUACUAUCGCAUUGAGGGCAAAAAUGAGCAUCGGGGCAGCACGCAUGUGUCAUGGACGCGGAUGGUCAGAGUGUUUGUCUAUGAUGAAGUAAUUGAACUGGUCAAGGAUCACUAUUAUGACGCAAGGGUUAAUGGAAGUUUUGCAGCAACGCCAUUCACCCUCCGCAAUGGCUCCAUCCAGGUCUAUCGGUCAGGUUUUUCCUUGGCCAUCAGCACAGACUUUGGUCUGGUUGUUACAUAUGAUGCAUACAGCUACGUCAGCAUCUCUGUACCAUAUGACUAUUUUAAUUCCACCUGUGGUCUAUGUGGAAACUUUAACCUGCAUCCCGAAGAUGACUUCCGUUCACCCAGUGGUGAGAUCUUGAGCUCAGAUGUGGACUUUGCUAACAGCUGGAAGGUACAAAGUGACACGGAUCCUGAAUGCCAUAAUGUCCGGUGCACAGGUCUGGCUUGUGCUGUUUGUACCACAGAUGAAAUGACUUUGUACAGUGACAGCAACCAUUGUGGAAUCCUAGAAGAUGUUUUUGGCCAUUUUGGCGCGUGCCACUCUGUGCAUGCGCCACAGACGUACAUAGAGAACUGUGUGUAUGACCUUUGCUUGGGAGGAGGGUACCUGCCCAUUCUGUGCCAGGCUCUCAAUGUGUAUGCUACUCAGUGCCAACAGCAGGGUGUACAACUUGGUCAAUGGAGACAGCAGGGCUUCUGUGAAAUUCAGUGCCCUGUACACAGUCAUUUUGAGCCUCAAGGAACAGGUUGUCUUGCGACUUGCAGUAAUCCAUCUGCCCCAAUGAACUGUCCCUUGCCCAGUCAGGAAAGCUGUAUCUGUGAUCCUGGGUACAUCCUGAGCGCUGGAGAGUGUGUGCCUGAAGCAAACUGUGGCUGCAUCUUUGAAAGCUUCUAUUACGCUGAAGGACAGUCAGUGGUGUUGGAUGGGGACUGUGGGAGACAGUGUGUGUGCAGCAGCAUGUCGAUGACCUGCCAUCAGCACCAGUGUGGUCCAGCAGAGGUGUGUGGAGUCCAUGAUGGUGUGAGAGGCUGCAGACCCACCGGUUAUGCUACCUGCUCGGUUGAAGACCUCGGGUCAUAUCACACCUUCGAUGGACAAAGUUUCAGAUACCCCGGAGCAUGCGGACUGACCCUUUCUAGGGUGAUGGGGCCAUCCUCACUACCACACUUUGUGUUGACGGUGGAGAAAGUACCCAGAGGCCUUCAAGACUUUUCCAGGGUUUUGAAGUUUGAGGCAGAAGGAAUUCAGGUCUCCAUCGAAAUGGGAGAGGGCAGCAAUGUAAAGGUGGAUGGACAGAUGGUCGGUCUGCCUGUCAGUGUUGGCUCUGGGCAAAUCCGCAUUUAUCACAGUAGUGUGAGGGGUUUUGUUUUGGAAACAAACUUUGGGGUGACUGUAAGAGCUGACUGGCCGCACAUUGUCCGAAUUACGGCACCAAGCACAUAUAGUGGCACACUUGGAGGUCUGUGUGGGAACUUGAAUGGGGACAUUGCCGAUGAGUUUUACACUCCAGAUACUGUUCUGUUGAAUGACACGCAGCUGUUUGCGGACAGCUGGCGUGAUGGUUCCCUAUCAGCCCACUGUGAGGACCCAAAUGACAGCUGGGAAACAGGACAUUAUCAGAACAGCAGCCAGUUCAUUGAACAUUGUAGUAUCAUGGCCAAGCAUGAUGGACCAUUUGUUGAGUGCAGCAGAGCAAUAGAUCCUCAGCAACGGAUUGCAGAUUGCGUUCAGCUGCUGGAACAGACACAAGGUGCCAGAGAGGCUCUAUGUGAGGCUCUGCGAGGUUACACUCUACUUUGCCAACAGAAUGGCAUUGCAGUAGAAGAGUGGAGGAUUGCCACCCACUGUGAUCCCAGCUGUCCAGCAAAUUCCCAUUAUGUUGUAUGCGGCACAUCCUGUCCUGCAUCCUGCCCCAGCCUCUCCUUUCCAUUUCAGUGCGCAUUGCAGUGCCAGGAGGGAUGCCAGUGUAAUGACGGAAAUGUGUUGAAUGGAGAUCGUUGUGUGCCUCCCGUGGGUUGUGGUUGCUACCACUCUGGGCGUUAUCGGCAGGCUGGAGAGACGUUCUGGCAUGGUGAAGAGUGCCAGUUCUUGUGUGUUUGUGAUGGAAUCACUGGAAAUGUUCAUUGCACAGCAUCUUCUUGCAGUGAGGUGGAAGUCUGCCAUGUGUUGGAUGGCGAGUACGGCUGCCAUCCUCGGCCGCACGCUCGUUGCUCUGCUUCAGGAGACCCCCACUACAUGUCUUUUGAUAAAUCCUACUUUGACUUCCAGGGCACAUGCCGCUAUGUGCUAGCCACAGUAUGUAAUGACACUACUGGGCUUCCGCACUUCCAGGUGGAUGCAAGGAACGAGGCAUGGCAUGGACUCCCAGUGUCAAUUACUGUUGAAAUUUUUGUCAAUGUCUCUGGGCAUCUUGUGCACAUGUCACUGGACAUGAACCGUCAGUUUACUGUUGAGGUUGACGGAGAGACCAGAAACCUCCCCAUCUUGCUUGAUUCUGGACGGGUGUCUGUGUACUCCAGCGCACAGUACAUAUUUGUAUCAACUGACUUUGGUUUGAGCGUUGGUUAUAGUGGCUCCUGGGCGGUAGACAUCAUCGUACCAGCGGACUACGGUGGUGUUACGUGUGGCAUCUGUGGAAACUUCAACGGCCAGAGUAAUGAUGACUUCAUGACUCCUUCAGGUGCUCUGGUGCGCUCAGCAGACCAGUUUGGAGCAAGUUGGAAGGUUGAGGACGAGCUGCCAUGCAAUGAUGGGUGUGGAAACCAUUGCCCUUUGUGCCAGGAUCAGACAACCUCCCGUUCCCUGUGUGACAUCAUCAGGUCCAGUGAGGGCCCCUUUAGUUUCUGCCAUGUUUAUGUCGAUCCUCAAGCCUACUUUGAUGACUGUGUGUUUGAUGUUUGCCUUUCUGGAAACCGUAAUGAUGUCCUGUGUCGCUCGAUCCAAACCUAUGCGAGUGCCUGUCAAUCUAACAAUGCCGUUAUCUACCCCUGGAGAGAAAGCGCAUUCUGUGUCAUAACCUGCCCAGAGAGCAGCCACCAUGAGUUGUGUGGCACAGACUGUGGUCAUACUUGCGCCAGCAACAUUGAUGCUAGUUGUGAACACACAUGCUUUGAGGGAUGUUUCUGUGAUGAUGGGUUGGUGAGGAGUGGAGGACUCUGUGUCCCAGUGGAGCAAUGUGGCUGCUUGCAUACUGGAUUCUACUUUAAUGUUGGUGAGCAAUUCUGGGAUGAAGAAUGUUCCCAACUCUGUGAAUGUUUUGCGCCAAAUGAUUUGCGCUGCUCUGAUUCAACAUGCCCAUCGACGAUGGAGUGUACGGUCAGAAAUGGACUUCGUGGCUGCUAUGAAGACAGCACCACACACUUUACCACCGCCAAAUCAAGCAUUCACUCAGACGAGAGCACUACACACAUUAUCACCACCACAUCAAGCCUUCCCUCAGAAGAGAGCACCACCUACAUGACCACCACCAAAUCAACCAUUCCCUCAAGUGAAGGAGACCCCUGUCAAGAGCUCAGCUGCACUGAGAAUGAAUGGUGUGAAGAGAAACAUGGUGUUUACGGCUGUUCCUGCAAGGAAAACCAUCACAGAUCUCCGCAUGACUCCUUUGAUUUCAUUGAAACCUGUGAAAGCAGCUCUGGCUCAAUGUCUCUGUCUCGCUGUCAGCUUUUUGAGGCUGGUUUUCCUUCUGACAUCUUACACCUCAAUGACCCCAACUGCAGAGGAACAGUCCAGAAUGGCAGAGUGGAGUUCUAUUUUGACAACAAUGACCACAUCUGUGGCACAAAUCUUGUGGCCAAUGGCACCCACUUCAUCUAUAAGAACUUUAUUGUGGGGGAGCCAAAAUUAGUUGGACAUCUCAUCAGCAGGGAAAGAAUUCUGAAGCUUCCUUUCAUCUGUGUUUACUCACAAACCCAAACACUUUCCAUGGACAUCAACCCUCUGGAGAGCACUGUGCACAUGAACCUUCCUGCUGGUCAAGGGACAUAUCAGGUCAGGAUGAUUCCGUAUCAGGAUGCUGAAUUCUCCCUCCCCUUCGCUGGUAGUGUGAAUGCAGAGCUGAGCAAGCGGAUUUUUGUGGAAGUUGGUGUUGAUGGAGUUGACAGCCGUCAGUUUGCUUCAGUGAUUGACACAUGUUGGGCUACACCUGUGAACGAUCCUCAUUACCCUCUCCGCUGGGACCUCAUCGUUGACAGGGGGACAUAUCAGGUCAGGAUGAUUCCAUAUCAGGAUGCCGAAUUCUCCCACCCCUUCGCUGGUAGUGUGAAUGCAGAGCUGAGCAAGCGGAUUUUUGUGGAAGUUGGUGUUGAUGGAGUUGACAGCCGUCAGUUUGCUUCAGUGAUUGACACAUGUUGGGCUACACCUGUGAACGAUCCUCAUUACCCUCUCCGCUGGGACCUCAUCGUUGACUAA
This is a messenger RNA of Sinocyclocheilus grahami, 14786 nucleotides long. RefSeq lists its product as uncharacterized. Gene Ontology annotation, molecular function: protein binding. NCBI's taxonomy places the organism in Eukaryota, Metazoa, Chordata, Actinopteri, Cypriniformes, Cyprinidae. The transcript has 56 exons. Gene Ontology annotation, biological process: cell-matrix adhesion. The coding region runs from base 111 to 14786 and encodes 4891 amino acids. The record is from RefSeq and is a predicted model, not a curated record.